AUGAGUGAAGAAAAUAAAAAGAGUAGUAGAAAAUCUGUAGCUAGAAGGGCAUUACCAAAGAAUAUAUUAGAAUCUCCAGUAAUUUCUAGUACUAGCAUUGAUAUAAGUUCAGUUAAAACAGAGCCUCCACCUUCUACACUUUUUAAACAGUUGGACUUUACAAAUUUAUUUGGUUCACUUAAAUCAGAGACACCUACAUCUACCACUUCUACAACAAACACAACAGUAACUGCAUCAACAACAACAACAACCACCACCACUACCACAACAUCAUCAUCGUCGUCAUCAUCGUCGUCAUCAUCAUCAAUCAAUACAACAACAGUAAAUAACAUAUCAUCAAACAAUACUUCAACAUCUAUACCAUUAAAUUCUCCAAAACAACCAACUACAACAUUAACAUCCAAACCAAAUACACCAAUUCAUGGUGGUAUAAUAAAAGAUUCACAACUCCCAAAGAUUUCAUUGGAAGCUGAUUCACCGACCAUUCAAUCAUCAUCAAUGAACGGUGGUGAAAAUAAAAAUGAUAGCACUCUUGUUCCAAUUUCAAUAUUAAAUAACAAUAACAAUAACAAUAGCAAUAAUAAUAAUAAUAGUAGUAAUAAUAAUAAUAAUAAUACAGGUAGUACUAACGCAGCCUCAAAUACCACUUCCACAAGUGGUAUAAAUAACAAAGAUCAUAAAGAUCGUAACAAUAAUAAUAAUAAAUUACCAACUGAUAGAGAUAUGGAAGAUAUACCUGAUAAACCACCAAUAUUGUCAUCUAAAAAGAAUCAUUCAACACCACCAACAUCAUCUCUCACUAUAGCAACACCAAACAACAACAACAACAACAACAACAACAACAACAACAACAACAACAACAACAACAACAACAACAACAACAACAACAACAACAACAACAACAACAACAACAACAACAACAACAACAACAACAACAACAACAACAACAACAACAACAACAAUAAUAAUAAUAAUAACAAUAAUAGUAAUAACUCUGCACCAUCUGUUACUACACCAAGAAAAGGUAAAAGUAAAACAAAAACUCCAAUUCAAACCUCUCAAAAUCAUAUAGAAAAAGAAAAAGAAAAAGAAAAAGAAAAAGAAAAAGAAAAAGAAAAAGAAAAAGAAAAAGAAAAAGAUAAAGAUAAAGAUAAAGAAAAAGAAAAAGAUAAAGAAAAAGAAAAAGAUAAAGAAAAAGAUAGGGAAAAAGAUAAAGAAAAAGAUAAUAAAGAAAAAGAUAAUAAAGAUCAAAAGGAUAAACAUCACCACCAUCAUCAUCACCACCAUAGUGAAAAAGAGAAAGAAAGAGAACAGCAAAAAGAUAGAGAACAACAAAAAGAAAAAGAAAGGGAACAACAAAAAGAUAGAGAACUUCAACAACAACAACAAAAGGAAAAAGAUAAAGAGCAAAAAGAGAGAGAAAAAGAAUUUAAAGAAAAAGAAAAAGAAAAGGAACAAAAAGAAAAAGAAAAAGAGAAGGAAAAAGAGAAGGAAAAAGAAAAAGAGAAAGAGAAAGAACAAAAAGAAAAAGAAAAACUUGAAAAAGAAUUAAAGGAAAAAGAAAAGGAACAAAAAGAAAAAGAACAGCAACAACAAAAGGAAAAAGAAAUAAUUCAUAAAACGGUUUCAAAGAAAGCAGCAGCAGCAGCUGCAGACAAAUUAAAGGCAGAGAAAGCCAAAGCAGCAGAGAAAGCCAAGGCAGCAGAGAAAGCGAAAAAAGAAGAGGAUGAAGAGGAGGAGGAAGAUGAAGAUUCCGAUGAUGACUCUAAAGAGUCGGUAAUUAGAUGUAUUUGCAAUAACAACAUCGAUCAAGGUUUAAUGGUUCAAUGUGAAACAUGUGACAAAUGGCAACAUAGUAUUUGUUAUGGUAUAAAGGGAGCAAAUAAUGUACCAAAACAUUUCUAUUGUGAACAAUGUGAAUUGAAAAUUAUGGAUUGUACAUGUGGUAAGAAGGAAUGUUUGGUUGGUAAGAUCAUUCAAUGUCUUUCUUGUCAUAAUUGGAGUCAUCUCUCUUGUGUUCAAUCUAAAAAUACAAGAGAUAUACCAGAUCCAUUCACUUGUCAUACCUGUGAGAAAUUGGAUAACUUGGAGAGUAAUUUAGAUAUCGAUGAAUCAACAACACCAUCACGUUUAGGUCCAAAUACACCAAAUGCUAAAGGUGGUCCAGGUGGAAAGAAAAGAAAAUCAACUUCAACUGGUCCAAAUAAUAGAAGGAAGAAACAAACUACUACUACCACUACUACCACCACCACCUCAAAUAGUACACCUGCUUCACCUAUUGCUGUAGGCGCAAAGAAACCUGCAGCUUCUACAGCUCAAUCAUCAACACCAUUACUUUUAGAAGAAUCAAUAUUACCACCAGCACCACCACCACUUACAUCAUCAUCAUCAUCAUCAUCAUCAUCAUCAUCAUCAUCAUCAUCAUCAUCAUCAUCAUCAUCAUCAUCAUCAUCAUCAUCAUCAUCAUCUACCACAACAAAUUAUCAAUCCCCAUCCAUAUCAUCUACAACUCUAAAUACAGGAUCACAAACACCAAAAUUAAAAUCAGAAACUUUAAUGAGUGGCGAAGUAAAUAUGGAAAUAGAUACCAACAAUACUCCAUUAUUAUCAUCCUCUUCAUCACUUGGGGAGAAUAUUACCACAAAUCCAGAUAGUGGUAAAAAUACUCCAAUGUUAGAUUCUGACAAUGGGUUCCCAAGUUUAUUAAAAGAUUUUGAUGUAAAUUCUAAAAAUAUUGGUUUCACCUAUAUUGAAGAUACUAUGUCAAUUAAUGCACUCAAAGAAAAAUUCAAUUCUAUUGAUAUUGAACAACCUUCUCCAUAUUUUCAAACUGGUUUGGAUUUAUUCUCUUUUUUAAAAUCAAAUUAUAUUAAAAGUCAAUUUAUUGAUGAUUAUUGUAAAAGAAAAUCUAUUAAACAAUUAAAAGAAGUUGGUAAAUUAUGUAUUUAUAAUUUAACAGUUGAAGAUAAUAUACUAUUUCAAAAGUAUUGUUUAUUAUUUAUAGAGAUUAAUGAAAAGGAUAGAAAUGAUUUUAAAAAGGCGAUUUCAUUAUUAUUGGAAAUAGAUGAAAGUAAAGUUAAUACCUAUAUGAUUCAGUAUGCUCAUGAAUUAUCAAAACAAAUUGAAAGUAACUAUAAUCAAAUUCAAUAUUACCAACAUAGUUCAUCAUCAUCAGACCACCACCACCACGACGAAGAAGAUGAAGAUGAAAUGAAAAUUGAUCAAGAUGAAAUAUCCAAAUGGAAAUCAAUUGGUUUGGAGAAUAGUUUCGAUAAGGAUUUCAUUAUUCCAAAUGAUAUUCCAUCCAAUUUAAUAGUUGAAUCAAGUAAAAUUAAUAGAGAUUUUGAUAAAAUUAUAUUUGGUAGAUUAAAUUCAAGACCUUUACUUAUUAAAAAAGAAUUAUCAAAUAAUAAUAGUAAUAAUAAUAAUACCACCUCAAAACCUUUAAUUAUUAAAAAAGAAUCAUCAAAUAAUAAUAACAAUAAUAAUAAUAACACCACAACUACAACCACAACAACCACAACAAUUGAACAACAACAUCAACAUCAAAAACCACCACAACAACAACAAUCUCAACCACAACAAAUUUCAUCAGAACAACCACAAAAAAUUAUAUUAUCAAAAUUAGGUCAAAAUGAAAAUACAUUCAUUGGUGAAUGUACAGGUAUAUUCAAAAAUCAAAUCAUUGAUAUAAAGAAUGAAUGGGUUGAUUCAAAUGGAUUCUUACUCAAUACAAUCAAUCCACAAAUCCUUAUGUUUAAUUCAACCUAUCAAUCAUUCAAUAAUACUUCAUAUUUAAAAAACACAUAUAACCCAAAGGAAAGAGAUCUCUGUAUAGACGCUAGAUCUGGUUCCGUUUGUAAAUUUAUAAGAAGAUCAUGUUUACCAAAUUCAAAAUUUCAAUUUAGUAAUAUAAAUAUAAAUAUAAAUAAUAAUAAUAAUAAUAAUAAUAAUAAUAAUAAUAAUAAUAAUAAUAAUAAUAAUAAUAAUAAUAAUAAAAAUAAUUUAAAAGUUUCAAUUUUUAGUUUAAGUCAAAUAGAAAAGAAUCAAGAGAUAACUAUCGAUUUUGACUAUCCCUAUAAAUGUUUAAAGAAUAGGAUCUAUUGUGCCUGUGGAACCUCAACAUGUUCUGUCUCGAUUUGGUUUAAUGAAAGAGCUUCAUUUGGAAUUAAAAUGUUAGAAAUGUUAGGUGAAACUGUAGAUCCAGAAUUAAAGAAAAGAUCAUUAGAAUGCACAGAAUUAUAUCAACAACAAAUAAAACAAGAAUUACAACAACAACAAAAACAACAACAACUACAAUUACAACAACAACAACAACAACAACAACAACAACAACAACAACAACAACAACAACAACAACAACAACAACAACAACCACCACAACAAUUACAACAUCAACAACAACAAGAAUCACAACAAGAAUUACAACAACAGCAACAGGUAAAACAAGAAGGACAAAUAAUUGAAAAUGAUGAUAAUUUUGAUAAUAAUAACGAAAAUGAAGAAAAUAAUGUAGAAAAAAAUAUUAAAGAAGAAACAUCAACAACAAAUAUGGCGACACCAACCCAAAAGAAGAAAAGAAAAGGUAAAAUGUCAUCAUUGGAAAUGGAUUCCAUUUUUUUCAAUACACCUUCUGAUAAAACCUCUAGAGAGGAUAGAAAAUUACAACAAAUCAUUCAGAAUUUCGAACAAUUAGAGAAAAAAGAAAAAGAAAAAAAUAAUAGAAAAAAUAGUAAUAAUACAAGUAAUAGUAAUAGUAGUUCAACUGAUACAUCACCAUCAUUACUAUCAACAACAACAAUCUCAACUACUCAACAAUCAUCACCAACCACAUCAACUACAUCUAAUAGCAAUGGUAAUGUUUCACCAAAAUCUACAAAGAAAAAGAAACCAACCGAUUCAUCUCCAUCAGAUGAAAAUGAAGAUAUAGAGAUGAAUGAAAAAACACCAACCACUCCAACAUCUGCCCCAAUCUCGGCAUCAUUAUCAUCUCCACCAGAUGAUGAAGGAAAUAAAUCUAAAUUUGGAAAGAAAGCAUGGUUAGCCGAAUUCAAGCAAAAGGAAAAAGACUUACCAUGUAUUAAAGAAGAAGAAAGAAGAGCUGAUGAUAGUGAUGGACAUCAAGAAGAGGAAGGUUCAUUACCAAAUGAUGAAUCAAAUAAUACAAAUAACCAAACCAACUCACCAAAUAAUACAAAUAAUAGCAACAAUAUCAACAACAAUAGUAGUGGCAGUAUAAACAAUAAAUUGAAUGAUCAACCUCCACCACCACCACCAAAUCAACCACCACCACCACCACCAAGUCAACCACCACCACCACCAUCUCCACAUCAUCAUCAUCACUCUGAUCAACAAACUUUAUCUAAAUCAUCCUCUGGUUAUCCACAUGAAAGGGAAUUAAGAAAUAGUUAUACACCAUCACAAUCACCAAAUCAAUCACCAUCAAUGAAAGGUGGGUUAUCAUCUUCAAUAGGUGGAUUUAGGGAUCCAAUCGAUCAACCAUAUCGUUUAAAUCGUGAAAGAAGUGGUGAUAUGGGAUCAUUAAGAGAAAACAGAGAUAAUCGCGACUUGCCAUUAAGAGGAGAUCCAAGAGAUCAAGUUAGAGAACCAAGGGAUUGGGAUAGAAGAGGUGACAAUUGGAAUUCAUACAAUGACAGAGAUCAAUUCUCUGGCGAUAGAGGAGGAGGAGGAGGAAAUCGUUAUGGAGGAAGAUUCAAAGAUGAUCAUUGGGAUAGCCCACACAGAAAGAGUGGUUGGGAUAAUAGUUUAAGAUAUAACAACGAUAAAAAUAGAAUUCCAUAUGAUAGAAACGUUGAUAAAAGUGGUUGGGAUAGAAGACCAAACUACCCAAGAAAUGGUUUUCCUUCGCCACCACUCUCUUCCUAUCAUAAUGAUGACUAUGAUAUGGAUGGAAAUGAACCAUUACCAUCACAACAAUCACAAUCACAACAACCAUCAACUUCUUCAACUUCUUCGACUUCAUCUUCCUCAUCAACUUCUCAAACAAAUACUAGCGGUACCAAUAAAUCAAACCCUCCAACACCUUCAUCAAAUAAAUCACCACAACUAUUAGAUUCACCUUCAAGCUUUAAAUAUAGUAAUAAUAACAAUAACUUAAAUAGCAAUAUAAAUAAUACUAAUAAUACAAAUAAUAAUAAUACUAAUAACAAUAAUAAUAAUAAUAAUAACAAUUUUUAUGGUAAUCAAAGGGGACCAAACUAUAACCAAAAUAGGUCCGGAAACUCGCCAACUCUUCCAGAUGAAUAUGAUCAACACAACCAAUGGGGAAGAAAACCUUAUUUCAAAAGAAGAUAA
Dictyostelium discoideum AX4 is the source of this 6315-nucleotide messenger RNA. RefSeq names its product PHD zinc finger-containing protein. Gene Ontology annotation, cellular component: nucleus. The coding region runs from base 1 to 6315 and encodes 2104 amino acids. The transcript has 2 exons. Gene Ontology annotation, biological process: regulation of transcription by RNA polymerase II. NCBI's taxonomy places the organism in Eukaryota, Evosea, Eumycetozoa, Dictyosteliales, Dictyosteliaceae. The record is from RefSeq and is a predicted model, not a curated record.